GGAGAAUAGGGGUCCUUACAGGAGGGAUGAAGAGGUUCCCAUAAGUAGGGAAUCAAGUAUACUAAUCACAAACUCAGUUAAUCCUGGCACCGUGUGGCGAACCUCUUUAUUUGGGGAACAAUCACCUACUGUCAAACAGGAUUGGAAGGAGAUCCCAAAUGAUGUCAGGUCAAGAACCCCCAACAUGAGCUGGUCACAACCAUGGAAAGAUAUGAUUAAUCAACGAGAAAGUAAUGUGACAAAUUCAUCCUAUUCUAGAGAUGGAGUAAAUUGGCAAUCUAGUGAGGAUCCCAUACUUAAGAGGCAACUGUCCGGUGUUUUGGAGAGGGAACCCGAACCUAGGAUGCUGCCUGCCCCAGAGGACCUUAUCCUUCGCUACAAAGAUCCUCAAGGUGAAAUUCAAGGCCCUUUUUCUGGGAUUGAUAUCAUAGGCUGGUUUGAGGCAGGAUAUUUUGGGAUAGAUUUGGAAGUUCAGCUUGCAAGUGCACCGAAGGACUCACCAUUUGCCUUACUUGGUGAUGUAAUGCCCCACUUACGAGCUAAAGCACGGCCACCACCUGGAUUUUGUGUGUCAAAACUGGGUGAACUAUCAGAUUUUUCAAGCAGGCAAAAUUUUAGUAGCCUGGGGAAAGUUCAUACUGGUGCAAGUGAUACUGAUAUAAUCGGCAAUGAGCCAAGGCCAGCAACAGAAGCUGAAAAUAGGUUUUUGGAGUCGCUCAUGUCCGGCGGCAUGAACAAUCCAUCCCAAGGUCUACAAGGAUAUCUUCCAAAUAAUCCUAGUAGCAUUCCAGCAUCUGGAAUAGAAAGUGCGAGUGAUCUCUAUCUCUUGGGCAAGAGAAUGGAUCUUGAACGGCAGAUGUCAUUACCCAAACCUUACCCUUAUUGGUCGGGGAGAGAUGCUGCAUCUUUGGUUUCCAAGCCAGAUAUAAUCUCUGAGUCUCCUGCAGCUCAAGCAAAACUUCUCACAUCAUUGACUGACAACACUCUUCAGCCACCUCAUCCACAAACUGUUGAUUUGAUGUCCAUCCUCCAAGGAUUACCUGACCGGUCUGCUCAUGCGGUAAAUUAUAGUGUUGGGGUUUGGUCAAAUUUUCCUGCACAAGGUGCUUUGGAUCCUGUUCAAGAUAAGAUUGAGCUACAUAACGCUCAAAAUUUUCCUACCCAAGUGCCCUUCGGUAUCCAUCAGCAAAGGCAGCAAACACCUACCCCAUCUUCCAUGACUAGUUUGCUUGGUCAAACCAUGGAUAGUCCAUCUGGCAUUUUAAAACCUGAAAAUGUAAUCUCGUCAACAUUAUGUCAAAACUCCCAACUGCUAAAUAUGUUGCAGCAGCAGUAUUUAAUGCUGCAGCUACAACCCCAGACACCAUUACAACAAACACAGCAGAUGCUGCUGCUUGAAAAGAUCAUGUUUCUGAAGCAGCAACAGAGACUGGAGGAACAACAAAAGUUGCUACAGCAACAACAAUUGCUCUCACAGGUUUUGCAAGAACAUCAAUCUCAGCAGCAUGUUGGUGAACCCUCUUAUGGACACUUACAGACUACACUAUCAACAGGGAAUUCAUCCAUGGAUCCCAGUCGACUUCAGCCAUCGUCACAAGAUAUUCUUCAGAGUGGUUCAUGGAUCCCAGACACCCAAGGUGAACAUGCAUUUAACUUAAUGAAUCUGCCAUCACAAGUUUCCAGGGAUACGAGUUAUGCUGUCAGUUCUGGAUCCCCGCCUGUGCUUCUACCACAUGAGAUGCACAGUAGUAUCAAUUUUGAGAAGAGCUUGGGCACUAAUGCACCACAACUGGUAAAUGACAUUCAACAAUCUUUGCCAGUGACAACAAUAGUUGAAAACUCACCCUCAUUGGAAGUAAACCUACCCGUCCAGAUGGCUUCUGACUGCCAUGCUCUUACCGUGGAGCAGCCACAGGACUCUGUUCAGAAGAUUGAUGAAAUUGUACUAGCUGUACCCCUUGUGAAUGAUGCACUUUGUGGAACCUUGGAACACCAUGAAACUGCUACUGCUAGAACCUGUAAAACUGAUACACCUAAUGAGGAUGUUCAACCUACUGCUGCUAUCAAUGAACUGAAAGUUCAAAGAGAGAGAAGCAAUGAUCAGCCUUCUGUGGUGAGAGAAGUUAAGAAUGUUGAAGCUCAUGAGGUAAGAAAAACUUCUGAAAAGAAGUCUAGAAAGCAAAAAUCUAACAAAUCACAAACUUCUGACCUUGCAAAGGGACAUUCAAAAGCUUCUUCCUCUUUGGUGCAAUUGAAAACAUCUGAAACUGAAACUGAAACGCCAGUUGUUGGUGACACUAACACUGCUGGACAUAACAUUGAUGUUGUGUCUCCUGGGAAGAAAGAACAGAAAAAAUCCAGUAUGACCCCCGUGGAUUCUCACUAUGCUGUAAACACUUCAGCUGCUAACAUUGUAAUGGUUGAUGUUAAAACAAAAGAACUCAAGGAUGAGUCUCAUUUUUCUGGUUCUUUCCCAGUGCAGAACCCAAGUGCAGAGGCUGCAGUACGUGCUUGGAAACCUGCCCCUGGUUUCAAGCCAAAGUCAUUAUUGGAAAUCCAACAGGAAGAACAGAUGAAGUUUCAAAUGGAGAUGGCUGUAUCAGAGGUUACUUCUGUUAAUUCUUUGAAUUUGUCAACUCCGUGGGCUGGGGUUGUGUCUAGUUUAGAACCCAAAGUUUCUAGAGAAAGUCAAAGAGAUGCAGAUUUAGCUGAGUUAGCUAUUGUGAAAUCUGAAAGUCCUUUAAAUCCAACGAGUAAAAAGAGCCCAUUACAUGACCUGCUGGCAGAAGAAGUUUUGGCAAAAUCCAGGGAAAGAGAUGCUGAUGUUCCUGGCAUUAUUUGUACAUCUUCUGGCAAUGUUACCACUACAAAUGUAGAACCUGUCGAUGAUGACAAUUUCAUUGAGGCUAAAGAAACUAAAAAGAGCCGAAAAAAGUCCAAAGCAAAGGGCACUGGAGCAAAAGUUUUAGUUCCUCCUAGUACUGCCGAUGUGCAUCUUGUUAAUGCUAGUACUUUUCAGAAAGGCAAAGGUUCUUGUCCAGCACAGCUGAAGAAGGAAGUUUUGCCUUCAAUUCCCUCAGGUCCUUCUUUGGGAGAUUUUGUUCCUUGGAAAGAGGAGCAAAUUAACCCUCCCCUCAGUCCAGCAUGGUCUGCUGAUUCUAAGAAACUUCCUAAACCCACAUCAUUAAGGGACAUACAAAAGGAGCAGAAGAGGAAUUCCUCUGCCCAGCCCACGAGUCCAAUAACAAUUCAUAAAUCCCAACCAAAUCAGCCAGCUUCUGCUGCUGUUUCAUCAUGGUCCAUUGUGUCUCCACCAUCAAAGACUGCCUCUCCGAUCCAGAUUAAUUCUCAUGCAUCUCAAUCAAAACAUAAAGGAGAUGAUGACCUAUUUUGGGGUCCGAUUGAUCAGACAAAGCAAGAAACAAAGCAAGGUGAUUUCCCACUUUUAGUGAAUGCGGGCAGCUGGGGAGGCAAAAGCACUCCUACUAAAGGAAAUGCAAGUGGGUCAUUUAGUCGGCAAAAGUCGGUAGGUGCCAGGCCUAUUGAGCGCACUCUGUCAUCCUCUGCUGCCUCUGCUCAGUCCUCCCUUAAAGGGAAAAGAGAUAUGUUGAACAAACAUUCUGAGGCAAUGGAUUUCAGAGCUUGGUGCGAGAGCGAAUGUGUUAGGCUUAUUGGGUCAAAAGAUACAAGUUUCUUGGAAUUUUGUUUGAAGCAGUCUAGAUCCGAGGCUGAGAUAUUUCUUGUAGAGAACCUUGGAUCAUUUGAUCCGAAUCACGAGUUCAUUGAGAAAUUCCUCAACUAUAAGGAAUUGCUAGCAGCUGAUGUGCUGGAGAUUGCUUUUCAAAGGCUUCAUGACGGAAAGUUCACAGAGUUGGGAACCAGAAAUGCGAAUCCCAGCAAUACAAACGCUGUGGAUCCCAACCAAGACGGAGUCGACCCAGAUGGGUCUUUGAAGGCAGGAGGGAAGAAGAAAGGAAAGAAAGGAAAGAAGGUGAGUCCGGUUGUUUUAGGAUUCAAUGUGGUCAGCAACCGGAUUAUGAUGGGCGAGAUUCAGGCGGUAGAAGAUUGAUAAACCACCAUGACUUCGUUUUGAGAGAUGAUAACUGGUUUUUGAGAUGUGGGGUUAGUUGUAAAUACAUUACUGUUUGUAAAUGUCCAGCUAGGGCUUCUUUUCCCUCUUAAAAUUAACCUUUUAUAGCAGGGGCAAUUGA
Hibiscus syriacus is the source of this 4211-nucleotide messenger RNA. Its product is annotated as protein ESSENTIAL FOR POTEXVIRUS ACCUMULATION 1-like. The coding region runs from base 185 to 4069 and encodes 1294 amino acids. Gene Ontology annotation, molecular function: protein binding. Lineage: Eukaryota; Viridiplantae; Streptophyta; Magnoliopsida; Malvales; Malvaceae. The record is from RefSeq and is a predicted model, not a curated record. The transcript has 6 exons.